Molecule: messenger RNA, 9993 nt
Organism: Anopheles maculipalpis
Lineage: Eukaryota; Metazoa; Arthropoda; Insecta; Diptera; Culicidae
Gene: MESR4
Exons: 3
Coding region: 187-9993 (3268 amino acids)
Biological process (GO): regulation of transcription by RNA polymerase II
Cellular component (GO): nucleus
Molecular function (GO): DNA-binding transcription factor activity, RNA polymerase II-specific; RNA polymerase II cis-regulatory region sequence-specific DNA binding
Source: RefSeq, a predicted model, not a curated record
CUUUCUUUACAUACUCACUAAGGCGCAAAAGGAUAUACACGACCGAUGAAACGUCCCUUGUGACCAAGGCAACAUACAAACAAAAUUUGUACCGGUAAAGUCAACCAGCAACAAACCGCUUGUACAUGUGUACGUACAAGCAACAAACACAAGUCACAACUAUUCUUCCUCAGUGAGGUUUAAAUUAUGGACAGUGAAAAUGGAUGCGAAGCUACUAUUAAUGCAACUGAUAAAAUCACAACCACGGAAAACAGUAUACAGCCCGAUUGCAUCACAAGGCCGGUGGUCGAUGGCCAAAUUCCUCUAUCAACCGCAAUCGAUACAGAAGAAAUCGCAGAAGCAAUGGAAGAAGAUAAGAAAUCGUUUACACGGCGUUCGGGUCAAAAUCCCGAAGAAAGUGUCCCUAACGACAAUGCGGCAUCGACAACGGCGACAGUACCAUCGAGUUCAGAAGCAGAAGCCAAUCGCACGAUGGAGAAGACUCGCAAGGAAUGCCAACCGAACACGGCAGAAGCGACAGAAGAUGAGAGGACACAUACUAGUGCACCGAAACAAUUGGAAUCUCCUGCAGAACAUACAGGUGAUGAUGAUGAUGAUGAUAUUCAGCAAGAAGGCGAAAGCGCUACCCACAACGGAGAUGGGGAUGAGCGAUGUAUCGCGCUGGCCGACGAAAUGGGAGUGGAUCAACCAAUGUCGCAAAUCCGACAAAACGAUGAACAGGAGGAGAGAGAAUCCGAGCAAAGCGUUACAAAGAAUGCAGAUGAUUUGCUUUCGGAUGCAUUCGAGGAAAGACCCUCCACCGAAACUGAAGCUUGUUUCACGAAGAUCGAAGAAAAGGUUUCCAGUGAGAUGAGCCCUGUAAUCGACGGACAACAUAAAGGGCAAGAUGCGGAAAUCGUUGGCUCUUCUGUGUUGUUGCAUAAAAAAGAUGUGGAGCAGUUAAGUUGUGGAACCUUGGAAGAGAAGCUGCAUAGCGAUAGCGAUACACCGGAUAAAGAUGCUGUAGAAGAUGUGUAUAUUGAUACGAAAGAUUUUUAUUUAAAUCCAGAGACCUCAUCAUUAGCAAUCUUUACGCAACCAACGAUUAGUCAAGAAAAUACGGAAGCUGUUAAUAUAAAUUUGGUAAAAAUGUCUGAAGCUUCUGAAGCGGAAGAUACUAUUAUCAUAGGCGUAACAAGUGUAGAAACUAACACAGCAACAUCGAUCGAUACGGUAAAAUCGGAGCCUACUAUUAUUACAAAAUCGCUUUCCGAUGCAGAAUGCAAACGAAGUGAUCCAGUGCAACAGGACUUAACAUCCAGCGAUGAUGUAGAGACAGUUGCUAUUAGCGAUUACGGUAGCCAUGACAGAAUAACUACAGGCAUGGUACAAGCAGCAGAGCAAAUUCCCCUACAUGAUGAAAAAGAUGAAAGGAGCAGAUCAGUAUCACCCUCGGAGGAUAACAGUUUACAGAAGAGCAAUCAUCCGUUGCCGGAACGACCAAUUUCGUGCAGUAAAGAUGUGAAUAUUUCUGUUAGAGAAUGUGUAAAUAUUGAUAAGAAAAUAGAUGAUACACUUACGAACGGCGGUAGCUCUACAGCUUUGAAGGUAGCGAAUAUGAAUGACUUUCGUGCAUGCGAAACGAUGGACCAUGACGCAGCAUUUUCCUAUGAAUUAGUUGGGCAUUCAAUAGUAAAGGAGAAGAUGGCUCAGCAGCUGAUCGUUACCAGUAAUUCGUUAAAACGACGAGCAUCUGACACUCCUAUGGAAGAGGAAGCUGAACAAAGAAGGAGGCGUAUGUCGUCUGGUGAAGUUCAGUCAAAGCAGAUCAAACUGAAUGAAGACAACUUUGCGUUGUCACCAUCUGAUUCUGCUAGAAGAGUCGGCAGGUCAGAAGGUGUUACUGUUGAAGACGUGUCUCCUGGGCGGAACGAAGGAGAAACACGAGAUCUAAGUUACUGUGAACAUCGUGAUCGGUUAAAAACUGCAGUUGGAGUGGAUUUAGAGCACACCGAGCUAGACAACGACAAAAGUCAAGAAUCAGAAAUGCAACAAGUCGAGGAAAACAAGCUUAAUAGUUCAAACGAUUUAAGUAAAUCUUCACUUACCCUUGAGUCAUCAGUUGAGCAGGAUAUGGAACGGCCAUUGACUCCACGUGUUCCAAUAGAACUGGAACAAGCUCGAAAGCAAUGUGCUGAUAAUCCUGUUCGAAUCGAAGAAAAUAAUCUGGAUAAUCAACACGAAGAGCACGAUGGUAAUAGCAGUAGUAGUAGUAACAGCUCCAGCUCAUCGGACAGUUCGUCUACGUCGUCUUCGUCGUCGUCCUCAUCUUCGGAAAGCGACAGUUCGGAUGAUGAGGCAGAGGCAGGACCCGAAGAAGGUAUUUUUUCGGUUAGUCAACCAGUACCGGUACCUGGGCAAUUUCCGGAAACGGAAGCUACCGUCGGAGUGAACGUUGCACCCGUUCCGGUAUCAAUGCGACAACAAGCACCAAUUUCGGAUCACGAAUCAGGAACGGAGGAAAGUUCAAGGGAUAGCACAGCAAUGGAAGUGGACGAAUCGGCGGAAUCGGAUGAUGGACGACCGGGUAAUAACAGGGAGGAUGAAGCAAAAAUUACACGCAGCGAGGGUCUAAAGCUAUCCAUAUCCUUGAAACGUUCAUCAACUGCGGCGACACCAAACAGAAGUGAGCACACACCAAAAUCGGCAAUAUCCGCGAACGCGUCACUUCCUCCACCUUUGCAGCCGGUCGAUUUCAGUAACAUUCUAAAGAAGGGUUUACUGUUGAACGAAAACAAGGAACUGAUCAAGAUCGACUACAAUCAGGUGCCGGCGAUGAAUUACUCGCAGCAGGGUGCGUCUCCCUGUGAGUCUGAAGUAACUCGGCCUUCGCUGGAUCAUGUUUCGCUACAGCAACAAUAUCGGCCACCUUGGGGUAUCGAUAAAGGCAUGGUAGGAGAAAAUAUUUUAAAAAGCACCUUGAUGUCAAAACAUUUAAACAGUAUUGGGCACGUUGGCAAUUCGGUACCGCUACUGGGUGCUCCAACGCAGGACGAUUCAUCAGAUACGAUGGAUGAAGAUAAUCGAUUGGUGAUAGCGGAAAAGCAGCGUCGCUAUCGAAAGAAGAAUAGCAAUAAUCAUCCACCACUAACUGCCACGAACCAGCUACACUCAAAUCUCUAUCCAACGCAUCAACAAACGCAGUUCUAUCCUCAUAUUCCUGACAUGAUGCUACACAACAAUGUACAUACAGACUCUAAAAGCUUACCGCACAGUGCUGGCAUGAUGGCGAAUCAGAUGCACCAAUUCAAUAAUCUACCGUUUACUGGCCGCCGCACACUUCCUGGAAGUGCAACGUCUAGUUCCGCCUUAACGAACGAAGGAAUGCAAUUUUUGAUCGAAAAAGCGAUACAUGAGAUUAAGUCAAAAUCUUCAAAAACAAACAACGGAAAACGGACGAACGUGGAACGAAAAAAGAGGAAUCAACAGAACACUGGGGGUGUGGGUAGUGUUAUCGAAGAUACAUCCUCACCGCACCCUGCCGUUUCUAAGCAUACGGCUAGCAGACCUAAGAAAAAAAAUGAAUCCGUUCAUCAGCAACUCCAACCAGAACUACCCACAUUGCAUCCACCUACAGAGCACCUUGGCGGUUUUCAGAGUAAAGUCAUCACCAACGUGACGGUACCGGUAACCAUGAGUGCAAACUCCAAGCAACCUCCACCACCACCACAAGAAAAGAAGAAAGACAAAAAGAAAGUGUUCCUCUGUUCGCCCUGCGGAACACAUUACGAGAAUUGGAAUUUGUUCGUGCAUAUGCGGGAAGUGCAUCGCAAGCACAUAUGUUUGUACUGCUUAGGCAUCUUUCCAUCGGCUGGGCGGUUGGUGAAUCAUCUCGAAACGAAGCACGGUGUGCUGAAAAAGCAUCAUGGCAGUUUGGAGGAAUAUGCAUCUGCUUCGGAUAGCAACGCUCAACAGCAACCAUUUUAUCUAAUGUGCUCCCGGUGUGAGCACAUGUUUGAAAGCACCACCAACAGUUUGCUCGAAAAGGAGCAACAGCUCCUUGCGCACGAUUGUGCAAACUAUCUGGAAACGUGCGGCAACUGUGGACAGCUGAAACAGCCCAAGCAUCGGUGUGAUGGGUCAGCAAACGGUACGAUACCAAGUGGCAAAAAGAAGUCAUCAAAAAAUCCCAUUCUUAGUGGCUCGAUGGUCGAUACGUCGAGAUACAACGUAUCACACCAAGCGUUCGACGAUUGUGACGCAACUAGAACGAAUGGGAACGUGGCCAGUCACGGAACAGUAGACACACCGACGAAAGAGCCCGUUUCGGGAAAGGGAACCAGCAAAUCUUCUAGUAAGAAGAAACAACACAACACUGCAACACCACACCUGGAGCACAGCAGUGUCUUGCAGCAAGAGCAACAUCAGCAACAGCAUGCGGCUGGUAGUUCUAUUUUACAAACACAAUUGUUAAGGGAUGUAAAAUCUAUGUUGGAACAGCAAACGCCAAACGAAAAAGGUGAAACUGCUCGGCAUCAUCUUCCUGUAAGCAAUUCCAAUUUCGGGCCCCAACAUCAACCCCUCCUGAAUGGUGGUUUUUCUUAUCCGACGGAAUACAUGGCCCCACCGAUCAUCCAUUCUUCAACUCCUCCAUCUUACGAAUCAAGUAAAACUACUACUGUCAGCACGCCAUUACCCGCUGUGGCCCAGCAGCAAAUGAGUGAGUUGCCACCGCCAGUAGCUGCCACUCCUCCUUUAGUGCCAAAAUUGAAGGUGAAAAUACCGAUUCAGUAUCUUACGCCGAUGGAAAGUGAAGAAUCAUCCGCUGAAAGUGAGGAUGAGGACGAAUAUGAAGAGGAAGAAGAAGAGGAGGAAGAAGAAAUUGACAAUGAGGAAGAGCAUGAAGAAGCGGAAGAUUUGGAAGAAGGUGCGAAGGAGGCGAAAGAAGUGAACGUGGAACUGUUAGCUGCCAUGGCUGUUACAGUUGGAAACGAACCUGCUGAAAACAGUGCUAUUCUUCAACCUGAAGCAACUACAGUGAUGACGCAUCCCGCAGAGCAAAUGACACCAUCUGACGAAGUGGAAAGUGGCAACCAACAAGAACCUGAACAGAAUGAAAGACAGCAAGAAAAUGCAGUUAUUGCAGAAGAUACUGCUUUGCAGGAACCAGUUCCAAUGGACAUUGAUGAAAGUCUUCAGAUAGAACGAAGGCGAGAUGUUCCAGCUAGGGUAUCUAUCGAUUUCAACUCCCCAGACGGAACUAUAGCUCCUGAUGUAGAAGCAUCGUCAAGCAUAUUAAAUCGGGCGGAUGAGAACGCUUCAGCACCUCCAAAGCAACAGGAAGCGUCGUCGAACAGUUUAUCUACUUUAACGACGCAUGGUACUUCACAAGAAAAUGUGUUAGAAAAAGUAGACCACGGUGAUGAUUUAACUAGAAAUUCGCCAAAACCGGAUAUCAAUUCUACGAGCGCCGAAUUCGGUGACGAUGGAACAGCAGUUCAGGCAGCCCCUUCCGAGUCAAUAUCGGUGAUGGGUGAUGAAGUUAUGACAUCAACCAGUAACAGCAGUAAUGCUCAACCAAAUGACGUUUGUUUGGCAAAGGAUCAAAUGGUGAUUGCCGAUGGUGACGCUCAACUGUUCACUCUUACGCUAGACGAACCUCUGGAUCGUAUUCCGAUUCGGGAGUUUAUAAGAAUAUGUCUGCGCGAAACGGUUCCGUACUGUCUGUAUUGUAACCAUGCCCGCCGUAUUGCCGUUAAUGGCCGUCAGUUGGUACUACACAUUAUCGCAAUGCAUCGGUUCCAGGCUACCGUGAACAGUAUCACCGGUGAGGAACUGUUGCCUGAAACGAUUCUGCAACGUUUUCUCAACGCACUGGAUGAGUUGGAAUCGGAACGUGCGUACCUGAACAUGGAAACGUUCGACAAUUCCUGGACAAUGGAGCAACGUGCGGCGGUACCGUUUGUGAAGGUGUUUGAGUGUUUCCAGUGUCGUUUCGGCUCCGUUGUACACAAGGAACUUUAUCUGCACAAUCGCAAAAUGCAUCAGAAGUCGGUGCUGUUGUGUCUGAUGUGUAAAGGCAAUUUCUUCAGCUAUAGCGAACUGCUGUGUCACAUGUGCCCGGGAGUGUCGAACCACACGAACGCCCUGGAUUACAUGUUUCGAUGCUGCGUGUGCAACGUGGAUGGAAUUCCGUCCGCCUUUCGGUUGAUGGUGCACCUGCGCAAACGGCAUUACGCCUGUGACGUUUGCUUGGAGGAGUGUGUAGAUCAAGCUCGGCUCUCGAACCAUGUUUGGAAGCACAAGCUGCAUCACCUGUGCUAUAGGUGUGGCAUCGGCUACCGCAACAAGGCGGACAUACUGAAGCAUCUAUUCUGGAAGCACGGUACGGAGGGUGUCCUGUGCAAGCGGUGUCUGCAGAAGAAAUGGCCUCAUGUGUAUCACUUCUGUGUUCCACCGGCCCAGUUCGUGUGCGAGGUGUGUCAGGCAACGUUUAAUCGUUCAGUAGCACUUAAAGUGCAUCGGCGUCUGCACAGUGGCGAUGCGAAGUAUCCCUGUACGGAGGAUGGCUGUGAAAAGCGGUUCAUUUCGAAGAAGCUUCUGCUGAAACACGUACAUCGGCAUGAACUUGAGAAAGCCGAGAUGGAAAAGGUGCAAAUUGACGCCAACAUCGAAGAGGGUCAUCUAUUGGGCGUUCAGGACGGUGCACAAGAAACAAAGUUCGAGGAUGUGCAGGAGGAGAACGAAUUGGAGGGUGCUUCCAAAGCGGCUACAUUGAAGAUCGAACUACCGGAAAGCAAUGAUGAUGCGACGGAGAAUUCCGCAACGAGCGCUAAAAAUCCAGAUGAGAAGUGUGAUAGUGAAGCAAAUGAUCGAUCUGAAGAAGAAAUGGCUGAGAAAGAGACGAUUAAAAAGGAGAAAAUGGACGAAUUGACAGAAACCGGGAACGCUAGUGCUGUAGAAGACAGCAACGAGCAACCGGCGGCGGGAGAUUUAACUGGCAAGGAAUCAACAAAGGAUCGGGUUACCGAAGUUGCAGCACCAGCAACAGCAGGAACGACUGAAACGAGCGAUGUGUCAACUCCGUUGAAGAAAUCAAAGAAGAAACGAAAGGCAAAGGUCGACGAUAAGUCAGUAGUCGACCUGAUGAAUUUGCCCGCUUUGAACCUCUCCGAAAGCGACAGUAGUGAUGAUUCGGAUAACGAUAAUUCCAAUGCUAGCUUCACCUCCAGACGCUUUAUGGAUGUCACUGAAAUGACAGAGACUGGUGUCCAGCAAGAUGAUCCGAUGGCACCAUCGCAAUCGUCAAAGUUGGACGGAGGCACGAGUGUUAUGUCGGCAGAGCCGGAUGUUGCUGAUAGUGAACAGCAAUCGAAUAGUGUCUCUUGCACUCUUGCAGCAGCAGAUGCAGAUGAAAUAACAGAACCAGGUGAAAGAUCGAGUCAAGAACUGUUGGCUUCAUCGUUGGAUCCAAUCGCAAAUAUUUGGAACAACUUCAAGCGUUAUCAGGCGAAUCAUCGUACCGCUAGUCGGAAGCAGUCGGCGGACGAUGAGCAGCGACUUGAAGACGAAUUGGUUGAGCGGAUGUUGAAAAAUACGAUUCUUCACGUAUCUCAGUCGGAUCACGAUUACUGCAUGAUGUUUAAACCGAUUUCGUUGGAGUCCGAGUUGGAGGCCGAACUGCUUCUAAGCAAACCUCCACAAGAGUCGCUUUUGUUGAAAGUAGGAAGUAGAGGUUUGGAAGAGAUUGCUGAAGGAGAGUCCCGUCGUACACCCGAGCUGGCAGUCCAAGGUUCUAAGGUCAAGCGUAAUGAGAAUCAAUCAUCGGAUAGUGGAGAUAGUAGCGAUUCCGAUUCGAGUUGCGAAUGUGGUUCUAACUGUAGUUGCAGUUCGAGUUCGAGCAACAGUUCCAGCUCCAGUUCGGAUGAUUCUGACAGCUCAGAUAAUGAAGACGCAAGAAAAAGCAAAAAGAAGGCAACAAAUUCUACUCCAUCCAAGAAGGAAGGUGAUAACAUUAACACCGCUCAUGGUUCUACCGCUGAUGAUGAUCUCGCCCAGCCAAUUGAGGCACAAGAAGACAUGCAAGAGGAAUUGCUGCCACCACCGGAACCGGUUGAUCCGGACAGUGUGAUUGUGGAUUCCGACCUGCACACGGAUGAGUCGGAAACGGAUGAAGAAUUUUACGACGAACAUCCACAAAAGCUGGCCAACCAGCUGCUGGCUGAGAAGCGGCGUCAACUACUGGCCCAGACGGGUGCAUCGAGUGUCAUGAUGAACUACGGUAUGGUAGAAAACAGUCGACCGUCAACACCUUCGCUUCCGCCGGAGGAAAUGGUGCAGGGCAAGAAGAAGGUGAAGCCGAAGAAACGCAAACGAGAACGGAAGUCCUCCAAACGCUUCAUGUCGCCUGCAAUGGUAGGUGUUGAAAACGUAGAACAGUCGGUGCCGGUCACCGUUCCAGUUGCACCAACUAUGGAUGCAUCGUACAUACCGCAACCGAUCGUUUACCAAUGGCCUGGAGAAGGAAGAGAAGAUCAGUCACAGAUGAGCAACUUUACGCCAAACGUUUUCAUCGAUACAAGCACUACGACUACCAUUCCUACAGCAGCAGGCGCUGUCCAACAGCAUCUUCAUCAACAGGGAAUGACCCCGUUAGAAUCCCCGGUCGUACAUCAAUCGAUCCCAGUACAAUCCAUGCUGCCAACGUUGGCCGGCGACGAUGUGGGAAAAAUUGGUGCUCCACGUCUUAGCACUGGUAACAGUUCCGAAUCGGACGCACCUCUGAAGCGUUCGCAACGUAGCAGAAAGCCAAAUAAAUUCUACGGAUAUACUAGCGACGAUGAGAGUGCGGGCUCUUCGCUCCCACUUCCGUGUGGCAUAACACUCUCGACUAAUCCGGAAAAAUCGAUUCUUUCGCUGAUGAAACCCACCCCACCGCCGAAUUUGGUGUGGAGUAAGGAAGAUCUACCAUCACCUCCAGCCAAGUCCAGCAAGGGGACAGGCAGCGGCGCUGGUGUUAGCAGUAAGAUGUCCUCUUCCUCGUCAUCCGGUGUACGACGCAGUGUAGAUCAUCUUACACCGGUAUCGUCGAGGCGCAAUUCAGGCAUUGGCAUAUCGCAGGAUGAGCUAGGUGCCGUUCCGCCAGUAGCUGCACUGAUCGAACAACAACCGAUCGUCUAUCCAAUGCCGGCAGCACCAACGAUGGUUGGCACGAUGCUUCUAGGGUCGGAUCUAGUGAGUACUCCAACCGCUCAACAUCAUCCACCGCUGCCGAAACUGAAACUUUCGCUAGGCAAAAAGUCGUCCAUCGCUAGUGUCACACCGAAAGGUAGUGGCAAGCAAGCUGGUAGUGCCAGUAGACGGCGCAAGCAAACACCGAAAACACCGAAAACACCGAAAGUCAAAGCACCCAAAUCUGCACCCCCGAUUAGACCAAAUUUCCAAUCGCCGAUGACUACCUUAGGAGCGGGACCACUGUCAGCACCCCACGCACUGCCUGGUGCAGGCGCACUGUACCAGCUACCAGCUGUUGCCGAACCACGACCAAAAAUUCCACCGAUCGGUUCGUUUCCCAGCAUACAGACUGACCUGUUCCGACCGAAUCAGAUCCGAGUUCCGGCAGGAUGGCGUGCACCGAAGGAGGGUGAAUCGGUUUACUGUUACUGUCGUGCUCCGUACGAUGAAGUGUCGGAAAUGAUAGCUUGUGAUGAUGACAACUGUCGCAUCGAAUGGUUCCACUUUGAGUGUGUCGGUAUUAUAAUGCCGCCGAAAGGCAAGUGGUAUUGUCCGGACUGCAAGAUUAAGCAGGCCCAGUCGGGUGUAACGGUUACGGCGACGGAUAAUGAAGGUGUGCCACAGGCUGGUGGUCAAUGUGAUGCGUCGAAAAAUGCACUGUUUGCCGCCGACGGAGAUGGCCGGGGAAUGUCUUCCUUAACAGUUGCGACAACCACGAAUGGUGGGGCCAGUGUAGCACAACCAUCAUCUGCCUACAGGCACUGGGGUCAGCAGCCAUAG